Messenger RNA from Engraulis encrasicolus (European anchovy), 1998 nucleotides. Its product is annotated as transforming growth factor beta-1 proprotein-like. The transcript has 7 exons. Gene Ontology annotation, biological process: transforming growth factor beta receptor signaling pathway; regulation of cell population proliferation. Gene Ontology annotation, cellular component: extracellular region. Bases 823 to 1974 code for a protein of 383 amino acids. Gene Ontology annotation, molecular function: cytokine activity; growth factor activity. The record is from RefSeq and is a predicted model, not a curated record. NCBI's taxonomy places the organism in Eukaryota, Metazoa, Chordata, Actinopteri, Clupeiformes, Engraulidae.
GGGUAGGGUAUGUUUUCUUCGUUGUAUAUGUUAGCUCAGAUCAGGUUUUUAGCCAAUGGCUGAGAACCUGAGUGGAAAAGGGUGGAGAGAUUUGAGUCAGAGAGAAAGCAGAGUACUUUCUGAGGAGGAAGGGGCCUGUCAGGUUGAAUUUACUGUGGAGGAUUUUGGUGUCCCGGGAGAACUCGCAGGCAAGUGUGCAAUUAAGGGACUGGAAACUGGAUAUGCAAUUUGCUUAGAAAUCUCCAGGGGUUAUUUUUCUUAAAAGAGAUAACGUAUACGCUUUCAUUUCUUAAAUGUUCAUUUAGUGAAUGUUGUGCUCUAUUUCACAGGGCACUGGGAAAAUGAAUUCCCCCUCUUCCAAUAGGCUAAUGUGCUGUAAAUUAUGUUAGGUUAUGUAGCCUUAAUAUUUUUGUUAAGUGGGAUUUUGUGGAGGCAGUGAGUGUGUGACCCAGAAAGGAAGUAUCUUGACAGGGAGGCAGGAAGUUUUGGCUAUGUCUGUUCCUUUUCCUCCGUCUCAGUGUAAAUAAUUAAACCCCAGAAUAGAUUAUGGUGGAUGGUAACUUAUUUUUGCCAGUUGGGAAGAGUGCUCGGUCAUUUUUCAUCCGUGGCAAUGAAAUUACCUGCAUACUUAUUAUUCAAUGCCACUACUGAGGCACUUUGCCAAAUGGAAUGGGAAUUUCUUUUGAGUGCAUCGCGGCAGCAACCUAAUCAGCUGCUUUCCUAAACCAGACGGCUCCCAAGUCAUCUUAGUCAUCUUGGCUUGAUUUACGACAGUGGCAGAAAACUCGCUGCGUGCUGUGUGUGCACACCGAAGGGGAUAAAAUGAGGAUUUUGAGUGGCGUUCUGGUGGGGCUCUGUGCGCUGUCAUGCAUAGCCCACUGCGCAGGCUUGUCCACCUGCUCAUCUCUGGACAUUGGGCUGCUGAGAAAAAAACGAAUCGAAGCUAUUCGAGGCCAGAUCCUCAGCAAGCUGCGACUGGCGAGGGAGCCGGAGCUGGAGCAGGAGGACGAUGGAGAGGAUGUCCCGUCGGAUCUGCUCUCCGUCUACAACAGCACCAUCCAGCUGGGCGACGAGCACACGCGACGCACGCCUGUACCGCCGGCUGCAGACGACGACGAAGGGGAGUACUACGCAAAAGAGGUGCACAAGUUCAUCAUGAAACACACUGAUAACGGCACAAAGUAUCAAAUGCUGUUCAACCUGACGGAGAUGAGGCUCAGUCUGGGCUCGGACGUGCUCUUUCAAGCAGAGCUGCGCUUCCUGAUCAAGAACCCCUCCAUGGCCAACGGGACGGAGCAGAGGCUGGAGCUCUACAGAGGGACAGGCCCCAAGGCCCGCUACCUGGGCUCCCGCUUCGUGUCGCGGGGCUCGGCCGACAGCUGGCUCUCGUUUGACGUGACAGAAACGCUGCAAGGCUGGCUUCAGGGAACGGAGGCAGAACAAGGAUUUCAACUCAAGCCACACUGCGACUGUGGCAAGGAAAGGGAGGAUUUUCUCUUCUCAAUAUCUGGCAUGACCAAGGUGAGGGGAGAUACUGGGGCCUUGGCCAGCAUGUACAUGCAGAAGCCUCACAUUUUAGUGAUGUCACUUCCUGUGGAGAAACAGGAUGACCCCCACUCCCGAAGGAAACGACAGACGACGCCCACUGAUGAACCAUGCACAGAAACGUCAGACAACUGCUGUGUGAGGAAACUGUACAUAGACUUCCGGAAGGAUCUUGGCUGGAAAUGGAUACAUGAGCCUGCUGGUUACUAUGCCAACUACUGCAUAGGUUCCUGUUCAUACGUCUGGAACACUGAAAACAAAUAUGCUCAGGUAUUGUCCCUCUACAUGCACCAUAACCCUGGAGCAUCAGCCCAGCCCUGCUGUGUGCCCUAUGUCAUGGACCCCCUUCCCAUUCUCUACUAUGUAGGAAGACAACACAAGGUGGAGCAGCUAUCAAAUAUGAUUGUACGGACGUGCAAAUGCAGCUAAAGAAAUAUCAUCACUGUCAGAUAC